Aegilops tauschii subsp. strangulata is the source of this 708-nucleotide messenger RNA. RefSeq lists its product as uncharacterized. Gene Ontology annotation, biological process: xylem development. Lineage: Eukaryota; Viridiplantae; Streptophyta; Magnoliopsida; Poales; Poaceae. The record is from RefSeq and is a predicted model, not a curated record.
GGUUGAGGCUGCCGAGCUGCUAUAUAUAGGGGCAAGACGGCCCAUAUGGAGCAUACUAAUUCCAGCCAGGCCACACGAAACCCACAACGUAGCAGACACUGCCGCUAGCUGCUCGCAGUCCAUAAGCCAUGGAGAAUACAGCACCACACCCUUCAUGCAUCGGCCCACCAGCAUCCAUGCCGGCCGGCGAGAGCAGCUGGGGGAUGCACUUUGCAGACUUCGCGGCGUCGUCAGCGCACGGCAACCAGGACGACAUGGGUCGUCAGGGAGGAACGAUAUCUGACAGUAGCUUCUCCUAUGACUACUCCUACUCCUUUGCCUCCCUGUGCGACGGCUCCCGCUCGGCCUCCUUCAUCACAUCCGACCUGAUGGACGAUCAGGAGGAGGAGGAGGACGAUGAUUCUUUGCAGGACACUGCUUCUUCUUCCGCGGCCGGCCCUAAGGCUGCCAACAUCAACGUUGUUUACAUGAAGUCAAUGAUAACCAUGGAUACAAAAGAGAUGAACACCCCACAACUUGCCAACUAUUUUCUUGGUGCACGUUCAAGGCAGCAGGCCACUGGUGCGCUUCAAGAAUCGAUCAUUGGUGCAGAUAACAACGAGAAACAAUUGACUGAGUGUAACGAUCUGAGGAAGAAAGGGCUUUGCCUGGUCCCUUUCUCCUUGUUGAUAGACUACCUAGGAUGAUUACCAUUCAUGUACUGCAAGA